This is a messenger RNA of Uloborus diversus, 1448 nucleotides long. Its product is annotated as reticulon-3-like. The annotation marks the transcript as partial. Lineage: Eukaryota; Metazoa; Arthropoda; Arachnida; Araneae; Uloboridae. The record is from RefSeq and is a predicted model, not a curated record. The transcript is spliced from 7 exons.
AUCUUUAAGCAUUUGCAGCACUAAGAUUGAUCAAGCGCUAUAGUCUGACGUCAUUUUCGGUGCAUGUUCUUCAAAGCGUGAAAGAAACGUGUUUGCUGCAAAACUGGAUGACUAAUCCAGUAUCGCGGCUUCAUUCCUCCAACGCUUUUUAACGACCAAGAAUCUCAAAACAGAUUUAGACACCUGUCAGUUGCGUUAGGUAUGGAAGGAAUAAAUCCUGCGUCAUUUAACUCCGGUGCAGAAGAUUCUAAUUUAUCUAAAGAUUUAUUAGGCAAUGAUUCCCCGUUACUGGAUUUCGAAGGUUUAGAAGCUUUAGGUGCAACAAAGAACAAUGUUAGUGCUCCUAGUUCUGGAAUAGAUGCGUUGGAUGAUUUCAUUGGUAAUUCCCAGUCGGGAUUAGUGUCUACGACACGCCCUCUCGUGACUAGCAGUGAAGAGGACCCCUUGGAAUUUAGUAAAGGUGCUUCUCCUACCUCUAAUUUACUUGAUUAUGCAAAUGCCGAUAUCGGUUCGUCUUUGAUAGAAAGCGGUGCCGAUACUCGCGUGGAAGAUUCUUCGCACGAGCAACGCGGCGGCGGGGACCGGUUAUUGAUCGACGACGAUCUACUGGCUGACGAUUCCGACUUCUUAAUUAGUGCCCCGGCAGUCGGCAGAAAUUCGCCUGUUUCUCCCAACAAAAAAACAGAAUCGGAGCCCGAGGAGCACUUGCCAAAAGUUAAAGAUCCGAAAAUAGACGACAAACCCAAAGCAGAGUCCGAUAAUUACGAGUGGGGAAAUCGUGCGUAUGAGACAGCUGUGCAACCUGCUGUAGAAAGCGAGGUCGCCAUGGAGGAUCAAGCAGUAGGAAAUCAGAGUAAAAAUCCUGAAUGCGAUUGUCCAUUUGCUCCAGGAGCAUGGCUGAAUCCAGAAAAGCUUCAUCCUGUUGUUGCAGAUUACAUAUACUGGAGAGAUCCCAAGAAGAGCGGAGUUGCAUUUGGGACGUCUCUUGUUUUGCUGUUGUCUCUUAAAUAUUUUUCCUUCAUUAGUGUUGUUGCCUACAUAACUUUGGCUGUUUUGACUCUCACAGUGUCCUUCCGCAUUUAUAAAAAUGUACUACAAGCUGUCCAAAAGUCCAAUGAUGGACAUCCGUUCAAAGAUUAUUUGGAGAUGGAUAUUGCUUUAUCUCAGGGUAAAUGUAGUGAAACCGUGGAAGUUCUUAUACAGCACGUAAAUUGUGUUACUGGCAAGCUACGUAGUCUAGUUCUUGUCGAGGAUCUUGUCGACACAUUGAAGCUUGUGCUGCUUGCUUGGUGCUUGACUUAUGUGGGAGCUUGGUUCAAUGGACUGACACUUAUUAUAUUAGGGGUAGUGGCAGCCUUUACCUUGCCAAAAGUAUACGAGACCAACAAGGCUCAAAUUGAUGUGUAUGCAGACAUUGUUCGCACAAAAGGAAAAGAAGUUAUAGACAU